Messenger RNA from Cetraspora pellucida, 436 nucleotides. NCBI's taxonomy places the organism in Eukaryota, Fungi, Glomeromycota, Glomeromycetes, Diversisporales, Gigasporaceae. The record is from the annotation of a GenBank genome assembly.
AACCUCUGUGAAAGCAAAGCAAAUCAGCACCCCUAUGAAAGUGAAGCAAAUCACAACCCAAGCGAAAGUGAUGCAAAUCCGAAUCUCUGUGAAAGUGAAGCAAUUCUGAACCCCCAUGAAAGCAAAGCAAGUCUGAACCCCCAUGAAAGCGAAGCAAGUCUGAACCCCCAAAGCGAAGCAAGUCUGAACCCCCAUGAAAGCGAAGCAAGUCUAAACCCCUGUGAAAGCGAAGCAAGUCUAAACCUCUGUGAAAGUGAAACAAGUCUGAACCCCUGUGAAAGCGAAGCAAAUUUGAACGCCUGUGAAAGUAAUGCAAAUCAAAAUCUCUGUAAAAGUGAAGAAAAUCUGAAUCCCUGGGAAAGUGAAGAAAAUCCGAAUCCCUGUGAAAGUGAAGAAAAUCUGAAUCCCUGUGAAAGUGAAGCAAAUCUAAAUUCCU